CCAAAAUCACCCCUUAUGAUAAACAUCCAAAGAGAAAAUUUCAGAAGAGAACUAUUUUUAUUUUCGGAAGAAAACACUAAACUCAAACCAGACAACUCCAGUCUGGCUUCCUCCAUCUCCAUUCUGUUCUACCAACAACAAGCGACGCCAUCACCUCCCUGUCCUUCUCCUCCAGUUCUCCUUCUCCCAAGCUCCCCGCGGAAUCCAAAUCCUCGUGAAAUCUCUAGCGCCGCCGAGCUUCCUCGGGUAUAGUCGGAUGCUCCCGGCCUCGCACCCGCUGCUCUACGCCUGCGCCUUCCGCGACAGCGCCCUCGUCGCCGAGCUCGCGCACGAGCACGACCCGGCCACCGCGGGCGCCGGCAGCACCGACGACCUGCCGGCGCUCGCCGCCUCCCUAGCCUCUGCAGCGCCUCCGCACCACCGGUACGUCACCCAUUCCGCCGCGGGGCGCGCGCACGCUCUGCUCCUCGCGCCGCCACUCGUGCUCGCGGCGGUCUCGCUCGCGCCGCAGCUCCCGGCGUCCCACCUGCUGCUCUUCCUCCGACGCCUGCGAUGCCUCCCCGAGCACAGGAUGCGCGACGAGAUGGCGCGGCUGGCGCUCCGUCUGCCGUUCCUCGACGAUGAGGCGCUCGCGCGCGAGGCCGCCGAUGUCGCCGCCGCCGAGGCCGAGGCGGAGGAGGCGGCGCGGAGGGAGGGUGAGCUCGCUCGUGGGACGCCCAAGCGGGAGCGUGGCGGCGCCGGGCGGGCGUGGAGGCGCCAGCUCUGGUUGAUCAUCCUCGCGGAUCUCGUGCUCCUCGGUGUACUCUUCGGCGCCUGGCUCGCAGUUUGCAGGGGUUUCAGCUGCAUUGGCCGGUAAAUAGCUAAAAAAAAGGGUGCACAAAGUUCAGGUGAAAAUAUGGAGGUUAUUUACAGAGUUGUUUCUCCUAAUGCAUGAUGCGAUGAAAACUGAUGGUGAUACCAUUAUAACAGUCACCAUCUGCCAAGAUUUGCAAAGCAAAGGGAAUGCACUCAGCACCCACAGUUACCUCUGUUGUAUGAAACACCUCUGAAAAGCGAAUCCCAAUGGCCCUUCUAGACUUCUUAAGUUUGAGUUUCUUGGUUUGGCUGAGGACAUCUGUACACCUGGUGUAAUUUUUUUGUUCAUUUUCCUAUACAAAGCAAACGUUCCCUUUUUUGCCGCAUUGGUCUGUUUUUCUCUAUUCUGGCAAGGACAGACUGAUACAUCUGAAUCGUACUGCGUCAACUGUGGCAGCCCUCUUGAUUUACUCUGCUUUGUUGCAAGUGCUCUAUGGUCAUGUAAUUUCUUGCAUCUUCACCUUGGAGCUUGGGUGAGUCAAAUUCCCUUUGUUUUCAA
Brachypodium distachyon (stiff brome) is the source of this 1354-nucleotide messenger RNA. Its product is annotated as phytolongin Phyl2.1. The record is from RefSeq and is a predicted model, not a curated record. Lineage: Eukaryota; Viridiplantae; Streptophyta; Magnoliopsida; Poales; Poaceae. Gene Ontology annotation, cellular component: membrane. Bases 257 to 856 code for a protein of 199 amino acids. The transcript is spliced from 2 exons.